Messenger RNA from Thermothelomyces thermophilus ATCC 42464, 2700 nucleotides. RefSeq lists its product as uncharacterized. Bases 1 to 2700 code for a protein of 899 amino acids. NCBI's taxonomy places the organism in Eukaryota, Fungi, Ascomycota, Sordariomycetes, Sordariales, Chaetomiaceae. Gene Ontology annotation, molecular function: cysteine-type deubiquitinase activity; cysteine-type endopeptidase activity. Gene Ontology annotation, cellular component: cytosol; nucleus. Gene Ontology annotation, biological process: protein deubiquitination. The record is from RefSeq and is a predicted model, not a curated record. The transcript is spliced from 4 exons.
AUGGCGGGGUUCUUCCAGAAGCUCAAAGGGGCCGGAUCUGGUGUCUCAAAAUCCGAUAACACCGCAUCCGCAAAAAGCAAAAAGGACGAACCUCAGCCAGACCUGACGCCGCUCGAGAAGCUGUUACAAAAUGCUGGUCCGAUCCGGGAAGACGGCAGCGACAAAUUCUUUGGGUUAGAAAACUUCGGCAAUACAUGUUAUUGCAACUCGAUUGUUCAGGCACUAUAUCACUCGGAGCAGUUCCGACGGCAUGUCGUCAACUACCCCCCGCCGUUACCCGGGGACGAGGGGAACAGGCAGAGGCGGAAGGUCAAUGUUACAAUACGACCUCCGGUGCAGCCGGAGCAGAGCGGGAAUGCCGCCGGCCCGAGUAAGCCGCGGCAGUCCUUCGGCGGAGGACCGCAGCUCCCUCCUGCUGUCCCACCUUUGCGCCCGGAGGACAAACCGGACUCGCCGGAGUACAAGAAGAAGCAGGCCAUGCUGAGGGGGCCGAUAUUAGAGCUCGCGCAAGAGAGCGUCGACCCUUCCGGCAUGGAGGAGUGUACCUUUACGGCACUCAGAGACAUCUUCCAGGCCAUGAUCGAAAGUCAGUCCAGGACGGGCGUGAUAAGCCCGCAGAGGUUCCUGGACAUCUUCAAGCGUAACAACGAGAUGUUCCGCAACUCGAUGCACCAGGACGCUCAUGAGUUCUACGGCAUAGUUCUCAACGACGUGAUCGCGAACGUCGAGGCUUACGCCAAGAGGACGCAAGAGCUGGCAGACAGCACAAGCAAGGAGGAUCCGUCGUCUCAUCAGGCCGCAGGCGCAAUAGCCUUGACGACGACGACGAUGACGACGACCACCACCACCACCAAUGCCGGUUCUGUGACGCGGUCGUCGGGGACCGGCUGGGUGCACGACAUCUUCGAGGGCGUGCUGACUUCAGAAACCAGGUGCCUGACCUGCGAGACGGCAUCACAACGCGACGAGACGUUUCUAGACUUGUCAAUCGACUUGGAGGAGCAUUCGUCCGUGACUGCGUGCCUGCUCAACUUCUCGGCCGAGGAGAUGCUGUGCGAGAGGAACAAGUUCCACUGCGACCACUGCGGCGGCCUGCAGGAAGCGGAAAAGCGGAUGAAGGUCAAGAAACUGCCCAAGAUUCUCGCGUUGCAUCUGAAGCGGUUCAAGUACACCGAGGACUACAGCCGGUUGCAGAAGCUCUUCCAUCGUGUCGUCUACCCCUACCACCUCCGGAUGUUCAUGACGACCGACGACGCCGAAGAUCCCGACAGGAUGUACGAGCUCUACGCCGUGGUUGUGCAUAUCGGAGGGAACGCGUACCACGGGCACUACGUCGCGGUUAUCAAGACCAAAGACCGUGGGUGGCUACUCUUCGACGACGAGAUGGUCGAGCCGGUGGACAAGCAUUUCGUCCGGAACUUCUUCGGAGACAAGCCCGGGAUGGCGUGCGCCUACGUGCUGUUCUACCAGGAGACGACGUUCGAGAAGGUGCGGGAAGAAAUGGAUGCCGAAGGCCUGGACCAGGUGAAGCUGGCCACCCAGACGGCAGACACCGCGGCGACCACGGAGUUGCCUAACGGGUCAAGCACCGCUCUGCUCUCGAAGCUCAACUCGCAGCCCCUGUCUCCGGUGGACGAGAACGAAACGCUAGCCACGCUCGAUCAGGCCAGGUCGGCCCCUCCCGAGAUCCACGUGACCACAAGCACCACCUCGGGCGGUCCGCCGCCGCCUCCCCUGUCCGCUUCGGAAGUCCACCCUCUAGUCGCAGCGCCACCCCCCGGCUCGGCCGUCGCGACAGGAGAGGACAAGGGCACCGCUGUUACGUCAAAGACCAAGGCGCAACUAGCCAAGGAAAAGAAGGAAGCCAAGGCGCGGGAGAAGGCCGAGGAGAAGGCACGGAAAGCCGCCGAAAAGGAACAGGCUCGCCUCGCUGCGAAGGAGCGCAACGAGGCGCAACGCAGGCGAAUAGAGGCGGCCAGGCUCGAACGCGAGCAGUUAGCCCAGGUGUUAAAGGAGAGCAGGCGGAUGGCGGAAGAGGAAGAGAAGCGGCGCAGGAAAGAAGUCGGGGCAAUAACGACCACGGACACAACCACCUCGUCCGACGCGGGUGCUGGCGGCGGCGGCGGCGGACGCGGCGGCGAUGGCGAUGGUGGCGACGAGCAGCAGCACCACCGAAACGGUCUGUUCAACCGCGCCGGUCGGACGAGCAAGUCCAUGACCCGCAAAAGCUUCGCCUUCCUGCACAUCGGCCAGAACAAGGACGAGGAUAAGGGCGACCCGAAGGGGUACAGAACCAAUCGCAGCGAGGCAGGCGAGAGCGGGAGCGUCCAGGGCGAGAGCAUCCCGUCGUCGGGCGCCAAGGAGAACGGGGCGCCCUCGCCCUACUCCCACAACAAGAACGGCGGCGGUAGCAACGGCAACGGCAACGGCACCAGCACCAGCACCAGCACCAGCAUCGGCGGCAUCAACGGAUCGCCCGCCAAAAAGCCGAGCAACCCCUUCCUGGCGCGGGCCAUCCCACGGUCGGACACGGCGCCCGCCGGGGCGGUCAGCCAGCUGCGACGUACUCCCGACAAGCACGACAGGGAGAAGGAUAGAGACGGCAAGGAGAACCAGAACCAGAAACCGGCGCUCAAGGAGAGGUUCAGCUUCGGGCUCGGCAGGAAAAAGAGCAGCAGGUUCCUGUCUUCGGCGUCCUAA